AUGGCCGACAUACCAACCGACAUCGACCUCGACUCGAUCAUUGAGCGUCUGCUCGAAGUUCGAGGAAGCCGUCCUGGCAAGCAAGUACAGCUCGCCGAGCACGAAAUCAGAUUUCUUUGCACAAAAUCGAGGGAUAUCUUUCUGUCCCAGCCGAUUCUACUAGAGCUGGAAGCUCCCAUCAAAAUCUGUGGCGACAUUCACGGACAAUACUACGAUCUUUUGAGACUCUUUGAAUACGGCGGAUUCCCUCCGGAAGCAAACUAUCUCUUCUUGGGCGACUACGUCGAUCGUGGAAAGCAAUCGCUCGAGACCAUCUGCCUUCUGCUUGCAUACAAAAUCAAAUAUCCCGAAAACUUUUUCAUCCUCCGAGGAAAUCACGAAUGCGCUAGCAUCAAUCGUAUCUAUGGCUUCUACGAUGAGUGCAAGCGAAGAUACAACAUCAAGCUGUGGAAGACCUUCACGGACUGUUUCAACUGCCUCCCGAUUGCCGCCAUCAUCGAUGAGAAGAUUUUGACCAUGCACGGCGGUCUCUCACCCGAUCUCCAAAGCAUGGAGCAAAUUCGACGUGUGAUGAGGCCUACGGAUGUCCCUGAUACUGGUCUGCUAUGUGAUCUCCUUUGGUCGGACCCCGACAAAGAAAUCACCGGAUGGAGUGAAAACGACCGAGGUGUCUCCUUCACAUUCGGAACCGAUGUUGUAACUCGAUUCCUGCAGAAGCACGAUCUGGAUCUGAUCUGCCGAGCGCACCAGGUCGUCGAGGACGGAUACGAGUUCUUUGCCAAGCGACAGCUUGUCACGCUGUUCUCGGCCCCCAAUUACUGUGGCGAAUUCGACAACGCCGGUGCCAUGAUGAGUGUAGACGAGACGUUGAUGUGCUCAUUCCAGAUUUUGAAGCCUGCUGAAAAGAAGAUCAAGUACAACUACGGUGGCGCCGGUGCCAUGGCUGGCGGCGGACGACCUGUUACUCCACCUCGCAAACCCCAAAAGAAGAAAAAGGAUCUGAUGUAA
This is a messenger RNA of Polychytrium aggregatum, 1008 nucleotides long. Its product is annotated as protein phosphatase type 1. The coding region runs from base 1 to 1008 and encodes 335 amino acids. The record is from RefSeq and is a predicted model, not a curated record. Gene Ontology annotation, cellular component: nucleus; cytoplasm. Gene Ontology annotation, molecular function: protein serine/threonine phosphatase activity. The transcript has 6 exons. NCBI's taxonomy places the organism in Eukaryota, Fungi, Chytridiomycota, Chytridiomycetes, Polychytriales.